AUGCGCCCAUCCAAAUACUCGGUCCCAUCCUAUCAGUUCCGAGCUACGCCCGCUCGGGUGGAGUCAUUAAUGAAGAGGAAGAGGCAUGCUAUCGCGCUUCGUUGCGAGAUGGUGGGAGUUUCAAAUGACCGCUUAGCCCUCGCCUUCAUAGGCGCGAUUGAUUUUCUGACAGGUGACGUCCUUAUCAAUAAAUAUGUGCGACCCGUGGAGAAAGUCGUUGACUGGAGAUCUGAGGUUACCGGCGUGACCCGCUUGAUUAUGAACAGAGCAAUCGACGAUGAUGAGAUAUUUGAAGGGUGGCAAGAGGCGCGUCAAAUAUUGUGGGAGUUCAUUGACGACGAUACUGUGAUUGUUGGACAUUCUCUCAAUUUCGAUCUUGAAGCUCUGGGGAUAUGUCAUACGAAGGUGGUGGACUCUGCUAUCGUGGCAGCCGAAGCUGUUUCCCAGCCUGUUUCACCCGCCACAUCAAUAAAUCGCAUGUGGGACCUGAAGGCCUUGGUCAAGGGUUUUCUGACCAUGGAUAUCGAAGUUGGCAAAUCCAGACAUGGUGCCUUGGAAGGUGCAUAUUCAGCGCGGGAUGUUGUUAUUUGGUGCAUCAGGAACCCCGAACAACUGAAGAUGUGGGCAGAAGAUGCUCGAGCUGAAAUGGAGAAGCAGAAACCAGGUGAUGUAUCUACUGACAUGGUGCCAGAAGAAAACCCCUAG
Penicillium pulvis is the source of this 705-nucleotide messenger RNA. RefSeq names its product 3'-5' exonuclease. The record is from RefSeq and is a predicted model, not a curated record. Gene Ontology annotation, molecular function: nucleic acid binding; exonuclease activity. Bases 1 to 705 code for a protein of 234 amino acids. Gene Ontology annotation, cellular component: nucleus. The transcript has a single exon. Gene Ontology annotation, biological process: ribosomal large subunit assembly; rRNA processing. NCBI's taxonomy places the organism in Eukaryota, Fungi, Ascomycota, Eurotiomycetes, Eurotiales, Aspergillaceae.